AUGCCUAAGCGCACAGGACAGAUUCCCAAAUCUAGUCCUGCGCUACCUCCUUCUCGCGACUCUGUCGAGGAUCCAAAGGCUGAUGAGGUUUACCUGGCACAACUAUACGAUGCACAGCCCACCAACGUCAAGAACUAUCAUGAAUUGAUGUGGCGGGAUGUACAGAAGCUGCCUAAGGUAGCUCAGGAGAAGAUCAAGGCCGCUACGCAUGAUGAAAUGGAAGCUCAUCGCAAGCGCGGCACUUUUGAGUACGUCCACAGACCAACGAACCGCCGUGUUAUUCUCAACCGGUGGGUGUUGGAUGAAAAGCCCGACGGUUGUAUAAAGGCGCGACUUGUCAUCAAGAGCUUCUCUCAGAUCGAAGGUAUCGACUUUGACCAAGUCUUUUCACCCAUUGUGCGAUUCGAGUCUCUAAGACUCAUCCUCGGGCUUUGCACACUCAAAAACAUGCAUAUCCUAGGUCUUAAUGUUUGCAACGCUUACUUGUAUGCUGAACUCAACGAGGAGAUCUACAUGGAGCAGCCACAAGGGUUUAAAAUCCCUGGCAAGGAGCAUCUCGUCAUUCGACUGAGACAUGCUCUCUAUGGUCUAAAACAGGCUGGACUCAAAUGGUGGAAAACCAUGACCAAAUCCAUGGAGAAGCUGGGCUUUAAACGCCUGCACUCCGAUGAAGGAAUCUACAUCUACACCGACGCAAAGACAGGCUUGAUUUGUAUUGCCAUAGUCUACGUCGACAAUGCCUUAUUCUGCAGCGUUGACCACAAACUCGGAGAACAGCUCAAGAAUGCAUUUGCCGAAAAAUGGAAAUGUAGAGAUCUUGGCGAUGUGAAGGAAUUCUUAUGCAUGCGCAUCACUCGGCAGGCAUAUGUGGUCAUGAUAGACCAAGUUGCUUACCUCGAGAAGAUGCUUGACCGUGUUGGACUCACUAACGCUCGACCUGUCGCCACUCCUCUUCCCUCUAGAUAUUACCCAUUGCCAAAUGAGGAUCCAGUAGACAAAGUUCUAUGGCACCGGUUCUAG
Messenger RNA from Peniophora sp. CBMAI 1063, 1020 nucleotides. NCBI's taxonomy places the organism in Eukaryota, Fungi, Basidiomycota, Agaricomycetes, Russulales, Peniophoraceae. The record is from the annotation of a GenBank genome assembly.